Lytechinus variegatus (green sea urchin) is the source of this 2738-nucleotide messenger RNA. RefSeq names its product glutamyl-tRNA(Gln) amidotransferase subunit A, mitochondrial-like. The transcript is spliced from 11 exons. Lineage: Eukaryota; Metazoa; Echinodermata; Echinoidea; Temnopleuroida; Toxopneustidae. Gene Ontology annotation, cellular component: glutamyl-tRNA(Gln) amidotransferase complex; mitochondrion. Gene Ontology annotation, biological process: glutaminyl-tRNAGln biosynthesis via transamidation; mitochondrial translation. Gene Ontology annotation, molecular function: glutaminyl-tRNA synthase (glutamine-hydrolyzing) activity. Bases 75 to 1631 code for a protein of 518 amino acids. The record is from RefSeq and is a predicted model, not a curated record.
GACUGGACAAAAAUCUACGUUUUCACUCGCAACAUAAACAGUAGACUGCGACUUUUCCAAUAGAUUUACGAAAAAUGUUCGGUUUAUCCAUUCGUGAGAUUGCUCUUCGCUUACGUGAUGGUCGCCUUUCGGUCACUGAGCUCUGUUCGAGAUGUGUAGAGAGGGCAAGGCGCUGUAAAGAGCUGAAUGCUAUCGUUACAGAGUGCUUUGAUCAAGGACUGGAAGAUGCAAAGAAAGUCCAAGACAAAAUAAAUAAAGGUGCAUCUGUAGGUUGUUUAGGUGGGAUACCUAUAACUAUCAAGGACAACUACAGCACAGCAGGGCUCAGAACAACCUGUGGCUCAAAAAUGUUAGAGAAUUAUAAGCCACCAUACACAGCUACAGUGGUAGAAAGACUUCAGGAUCAUGGUGCUAUCCUUCUGGGAAAAACUAACCUUGAUGAGUUUGCCAUGGGGAGUGGCACAACAGAGAGUUUGUUUGGUCCUACACGUAAUGUAUGGAGGUAUCCCUUUCAUCGGGUCAAGAAACGUCAAGCCCAGAAUGCUGGAGGGAGGUAUAGUUCUGAAGAUGAUAUCGUUGAUUCUGAUUGGUUCGUUAGUGGAGGCAGCUCAGGAGGAAGUGGUGUUGCAGUAGCAAGUGGGUCGUGCCUGGCAGCUCUGGGUUCAGAUACAGGAGGCUCAGUCCGUCAUCCAGCAUCAUUUUGUGGUGUCGUCGGUUUGAAACCUUCUUAUGGUCUUUGUUCAAGGCAUGGCCUGAUAUCUCUAGUCAACUCUUCAGAUGUUCCUGGUAUCUUCACCAAGACCGUAGAUGAUACAGCAACUGUAUUAGGUGCUAUGGCAGGUCAUGACCCGAUGGACUCUACAACCGUAACGGAUCCAUUCACACCGUUUACCUUGCCAGAUGAGAUCGAUGUGAAAGGGCUUCAUAUAGGUAUUCCUAAAGAAUACCAUGCCCCUGGAUUGAGUGAAGACGUCUUGAUGGCUUGGUCCAAAGCUGCUGAUCUCUUUGAAAAUGCCGGUGCCAAAGUGAGCCCAAUAUCCCUCCCCCACACCCAGUAUUCCAUAGCUGUUUACUCCGUCCUCAACACCGUAGAAGUUGCAUCCAAUAUGGCCAGAUAUGAUGGAAUAGAGUAUGGUCAUCGGAGCAGUGAAGCUGGUCGAUCAACUGAAGAGUUGUAUGCAGCUAGCAGGCAUGAGGGCUUCUUAGAAACGGUCAGAGGUCGUAUCUUAACUGGCAAUUACUUCCUGUUGGACAAGAAUUAUGAGCGUUACUUCUUGCAUGCCCAACGGGUUCGCCGUCUCAUCUCCCAGGAUUUCCAGAAGGUCUUUGAGAGCGGAGUGGACGUUAUCGUAACACCGACCACCAUCUCUGAUAGUCCCACGUAUGCUGAAUUCUGUGAGGUUGAUACCAGGACACAAGCAGAGAGGCAGGAUAUCUUUACUCAACCUGUUAACCUAGCAGGUUUGCCUGCAGUAGUUGUACCAACAGUGCUGUCUAAUAGAGGUCUACCAAUUGGAAUUCAGCUUAUAGGAAAGUGUUUUCAAGACCAAGACCUUCUGACUGUUGCUAAGUGGUUUGAACAACAGGUCCAUUUUCCACAUCACAUUAUAGAGGACUAUUUUGUAGAUUGACCCAAACCGAUUAAGAUCCAGCUUUAAUAUUGGAAGGUACUUUCAAGACCAGGAUCUAUUGGCUGUUGUAAUAGUGGUUUUAACUACCGGUCCAGUCCCCACAUUACAUGAUAGAGGACUAUUUCCCAGAAUAAUCCAGUUCUACUGUUUGUGAUGCAGCUUAUUGGGAAGAGCUUCCAAGACCAGGAUCUAUUGACUGUUGCUAAGUGAUUUGGACUACAGGUCCUGUUCCCACAUCACGUUAUGGAUGACUAUUUCACAGACUGAACUAAGUCUUCUAUUUGGGGUCCAGCUUAUUGGGGAGUGUUUUCAGGACCAAAACCUACCAACUGUUAGAGGCUUAAGAAGAGGCUUAAGAAAUAGGUUUUACAUCUGACCUGAGUCUUCUGUACAAUAGACCUUGGUACAGAAGACUUUUUUCAUCUUGUUUUACCAGUCCAGGCAAAGAACCGGAAAGUAAUAGCACUCCAAAACCUCACUCAAGACUCACAAUCUCAGCCAGAUAUUCCAUAGUUGCUUUUUUUUUGUUGAGGUAUUUUCUUCAUUGAAUAUUCAUUAAGUUGUCCUCAUCAGGUCUACAAUUUCCUACAUCAUAUGUCGUAAAUAGCUUCAAAAACGAGACCAUAUCAAAAGCUAGAGUACAUAUCACAUUUAAAACAUUGAUGAUAAAUUGCAAAGGGCCAAGUACUCUUUAGUUUUGAUUUUAAUCUAUAUAAACUCCUCGUCCACUCAACCCUACAUUGCGAAGUACUACUUUGCAUCAUCAGAAUAGAUGUAACUCCCACUACAAACUAUCUAUUCUCAUGAAUAUUCAUAGGUUUGUAUACAGUAGCAUAUAUGGUAAUGAAAGUGGCCUUUGUAAAGCGUGUAGAAACUUCUGAUAAAGUUUUUUAAGACUUAAUCUAAGCAAGUAUAAUUAUAUUGUCUAAAUGUCUGCAAACAGAGUUGGAAAGUUUCCCCCUUUUCUUUGCCGAGUUUUCUUAUCAGGAAGUAUUUAUGAAAAAUAUAUUUAACGUCUGAAGUGAUGUUGCCCUGGUAACUGUUCUUUCCUCAAGUGUUACAAUGGAAAACAGUAUGUGGGGGCGUAGUGGUUAUGACUCUUUCGAU